Exophiala bonariae is the source of this 2145-nucleotide messenger RNA. RefSeq lists its product as uncharacterized. The transcript has a single exon. The record is from RefSeq and is a predicted model, not a curated record. Gene Ontology annotation, biological process: rRNA processing. Gene Ontology annotation, cellular component: Mpp10 complex; nucleus; sno(s)RNA-containing ribonucleoprotein complex. Lineage: Eukaryota; Fungi; Ascomycota; Eurotiomycetes; Chaetothyriales; Herpotrichiellaceae. Bases 1 to 2145 code for a protein of 714 amino acids.
AUGGCCGAUACCAACACCCUCCUUUCAAGCCUGUCAAACGAGUGCCACCAAUUCCUUCAACCCUCCUCCAAUUUACACCACCAAACUCUGUCGACUGUCAAAACACUCCUCGAUCCCCUAGCCGUCAAAGUUGCUGAUGCGCAGAAAGCGAGAAGGGACGAAAAUCGGAGGAAAAGGAAACGAGGAGAUAAUGGUGUCGAACCAGUUCCAUUGCAGUUGCGCCAAAUCUACACCGAUGGCUUGGCCAUUAGACAAAUCUGGGAACAGGCCAGAAGGAUCCUAGAUGCUGCCGCAGACGAGGUCGAGAGGGCUGUCGCUUUUCAUGCUGCAAACAGUGGCGCUGCCGUGGUAACAGAGGCCAAGUCAAUCAGCGUGGACGAGGCUGAGCCUUCCGAGAUUCAUGAUGACAUAACAGAUGCUGAGUCUGUUGAUGAAGAAGGCAUGGAAGAAUCCGAGGGUGAAGACGACUUUGAGGAAGGGGAGCAACUCGAGGAUGACGAGGACGAAGAGGAACACAUCAACGACAGCGCGGAUGAAGACAGGCCCCGAAAAGACAAGAAAAUCCGCGGGGGAACAUACGUUCGAGAUCCACACAAUCUCAACGAUGGCUUUUUCUCCAUUGAUGACUUCAACAAGCAAACCCAGUUUCUUGAACAACAAGACGCACGAGGCGAUGACGACAAUCCGAGUGACGAAGAUGAAGUCGACUGGGAUGCUGAUCCAAUGGCAAUGGCUGUCCCAAAGUCGAGCCCUGGUGGAGACGAACAAUCUGAUGAGAAUGACGGUCCAACUUUCGGCGAUACCGACUUGAAUGCAAGUGACAGCGAUAAAGACCAACUCGAUCUAGACGACGAUCUCGACCAAGGAUUUCCUGGGAUAGACAAUACGAACGAAAUUCGAUAUGCCGACUUCUUCGCUCCUCCACCAAAAAAGCCAUCUCGAUCCAAACGGAUGCGAGCUCUACCCAAAACUCAACCCAAAUCACAAGUCACUGAUCAGAACAAUUCAGACGCCGAAAAUGACAUGUCACGUGCCAUGGCUGAUGUCCGUCGAGAUCUGCUUGAGUCCGACGAAGAAGGUUCGGAUGAAGACCUGUCUGGUUCGGAUGUGGAAAGACCCUCUUAUAAAAAUUUGUCAACCCAUGAGAAACAGCAACUCAAGAUUGCUGCUGAGAUUCGGCGUCUUGAGGCUGCUAAUGUUGCGAAGAAAGAUUGGACUAUUUCUGGUGAAGCCCGUGGUGCAGACCGUCCGAUGAAUUCUCUUCUGGAAGAAGAUUUCGAAUUUGAACGUGUAGGAAAACCAGUCCCCAUCGACACUGUCGAAAUCACCGAAGAGAUUGAACAGUUGAUCAAACGUCGAAUCCUUGCUAGAGAAUUCGAUGAAGUCGUCCGCCGACACCCGGAUGCAAUUGGCGAUGCUAGCACAGCACGCCGUGGACGAGUGGAGUUGGAUGAUACUAAGCCUACAGCAGGAUUGGGUGAGAUCUACGAACAAGAGCAUCUGAAGUCCACGGACCCAGGCUACGUAGACAAAAGAUCUGCAGCAACGAAAAAGGCACAAGAAGAAAUCAGCCGGUUAUGGAAAGAAGUGUCGUCUCAACUUGAUCUCCUGAGCAACUUGAACUUCAAGCCCCGACGUGCCCAGGCCGAGAUCAAGACUGUCGAAGACAAACCGACCAUCUCCAUGGAAGACGCUCGACCCGUCGGAGCAGGAGGAGAAGACAGUAUGCUGGCACCACAAGAAAUCUAUCGACCUGGUGAAGACAAAAAGAGCAAAAAGGGACCGGACGGCGAGAGCAUCAUCGUUCGAAAGGGAGGUUCCAGCGCUGCAAAAGAAGAGAUGACCCGUGAAGAGAAAAUCCGCAGGCGCAGACGAGAAAAGGAACGCAUCAAGAAAGCCAAUCAAAUGCAGGGCAACGAUGCCAGUAAGAGUACAGGAGACGCGUCCAAGAAUAUCAAAUCCGGGAAGAAAUCAAAAGCUGGCGAGAAGGAAGAUAUCCUCACGCAGUUGCGCAAAGGCAACGUCAAAGUCAUUGGCAAGAAGGGAGAGUUGCAGGAAAUGGAGGGCAGGAAGCGGAAGAAGGGUGCAAAUGGAAGAGACACCGAUGUUGCUAUCAAUGGCGGUGCUGGAAACCUGAUGCUAUAA